Molecule: messenger RNA, 2268 nt
Organism: Eimeria necatrix
Lineage: Eukaryota; Apicomplexa; Conoidasida; Eucoccidiorida; Eimeriidae
Exons: 1
Coding region: 1-2268 (755 amino acids)
Source: RefSeq, a predicted model, not a curated record
AUGGGGGCCCCCCACCUGCGCCGGCUGGCCGCCACUCUGGCCUUCUGCACUAUUCUGCACGGCUGGGUCGUGCAGGGGCCAGUACCCUCUUUGGGGGACUCUCUGGGGCUCCAGCUCGCCGCGGAUCGCUCUACGGGGGCCCCCCAGGGGGCUCCCCUAGGGGCCCCGCCGGGGGAUCCCCAGGACAUGCCCCAGGGGGCCCCUCAGGGGGCCCCCAAGGAGGCCCCCCAGGGGCCUCCUCAAGAGGAUCCUCACGGGGGCCCCCAGAGGGCCCCCAAGGAGGCCCCCCAAGAGGCUCCCCAGGGGGCCCCCCAGGGGGCCCCGCAGGAGGCCUCCGAGGGGGCCCCCCAGGAGGGGCCCCAGGGGGGCCCCCAGGGGGGCCCCCAGGGGGCCCCCGAGGAGGGCCCUGUGGUGAAACGGAAACACAAGAUCUCUCGGAGGUCAGGAUCCUACACGCUUAGCAGCAGCAGCAGCAGCAGCAGCAGCAGCAGCAGCAGCAGCAGCAGCAGCAGCAGCAGCAAGCGGAAGGGUAGGAGGUUGAUUUUUUCGCGGGCCCGCGGCCUGAAAAUAAGCAAAAGGGAGCAAAAGAAAAGCAGCAAAGAGUCUGCUGCAGCAGCAAGAACUGAAGCAGCAGAAGCAACCGAGAAAGAAAAACCAAAAAGAAAAAGAAGACUUGCUUCCAGCAGAAGACGCCUUUCUGGAGGAAGAAUUAAAAAAAGAGAAGCAGCUGCAGCACAAGACAGUGAAGACAGCGAGGCGCCUGCAGCAGCAGCAGCAGGAGCAGCAGCAGCAGCAGCAGCAGCCGAAAGAGAGGCAGCAGCAGCAGGAGCAGCAGCAGAAGGAGCAGCGGCAGCGGAAGGACAGGCAGCAGCAGGAGGAGCCGCAGCAGCAGAAGAGGGAGCGAGAGCAGAAGGAGGAGCAGCAGCAGCAGAAGGCGCAGCAGCAGCGGCAGAAGGAGCAGCAGCAGCAGCACCCGAUGAGGCAGCAGCUAAGCAGCAAGGAGCAGCAGCAGCAAAAAGAAGAAAAAGCCUCAAAAGCAUCUUAAAGAAGCCAAAAAGAAGAAGCUCUAGGGGCCGCAAUUCUGUGGAUCUGAGCUCCAGCAGCAGCGACGAAGCCGCUGCUGCUGCCCCCGCUGCAGCAGCAGCAGCAGCAGCAGCAGCAGCAGCAGCGGGAGAGGAGAAAGGCAGCAAAAGAAAAGGCCGCAGCCUCUUCAAAAGAAAAAACAAAAAUAAAAAAGACUCCGACAAAUCCCCAGCCCCCCGCAGGGGCCGCGGGAAGCUGGCGGCCUCCAGGGGCCCCCGGGGGGCCCCCACUGCAGCAAACGGGGAAAAGGGGAAGUGGCCUUCUUUGCUGCAGCAGCCGAAGCUGCUGUCGGAGGCGCAGCUAAACCCUGAAAGGGACUUCCCGCUGCUGCUGCUGCUGCAGCCCCACAAAGGGGGGCCCCCCUUGGGGGCCCUCCCCACGGGCUGCAUGCCCACGCAGGUGACCCGGGGCUUCGAGGCUUACAUGCAGCUGCUGCCAGCCUUUGGGGCUGGCUGCAGGCUGCGCAUGCAGCAGCAGCAGCAGCAGCAGCAGCAGCAGCAGCAGCAGCUGGGGGGGGAGCACGGGCGGGGGGAGCAGCAGGAGCAGCAGCAGCAGCAGGAACCCCACCGGCAGCAGGUAGACUUGCAGCAUCACCAUCGAGGGGAGCAGCAGCAGGAACAGCAGCAGCAAGACCAACAGCAGCAGGAGCAGCAGCAGCAGCACGAGGAAGACCAGCAGCAAGAGCAGACGCAGCAGCAACAAGAUCAGCAACAGCAGCCGCACCACCACCACCACGAGCAGCAGCAGCACCAUGAGCAGCAGCACCAAGAGCAGCAGCACCAAGGGCAGCAGCAUCAAGAGCAGCAGCACCAAGAGCAGCAGCACCACAAUCAGCAGCAACAGCAGCAGGAACACCAGCAGCAACAGGAUCGCGACGAGCACCAGCCGGAACAGCACGAGCAGCAGCAGCAGCAGCAGCAACAGGGGCAGCAGCACCACAAGGAGCCCCAGCAGCAGCAGCAGCAACGCUCUCACCGCCAACAGCAGCAGCACCACCACAGCGAGCAGCAGCACCAUCGACAGCAGCAGCACCACCACCAAGAGCAGCAGCAGCAUCAGCAGCAGCAGCAGCACCACCAUCAGCAGCAUCACCAACAGCAGCAGCACAGCCACCACCAAAAGCAGCAGCAGCACAGCCACCACCAUGAGCAGCAGCAGCAGCAGCAAGAAGAGACCGCUCUCUGA